Messenger RNA from Python bivittatus (Burmese python), 1907 nucleotides. The record is from RefSeq and is a predicted model, not a curated record. Lineage: Eukaryota; Metazoa; Chordata; Lepidosauria; Squamata; Pythonidae.
UCAAGGCUGCCGCUGCGGUUCCCCUGCCAAUGCGCCGCGAAGGCUUGCUGGCCGAGAGCCUUUAAGUCCCAUGGAAAUGUUUGGGGUGGAGUUCCUCCUUGCUUGCUCCGUGCUGAUAGCUGGCUCCUGCUUGGCCGAAAGGGAACUUGCAGCAUUGACACAGGACCAAUUGCCCUACUUCUUGAGAAAAGGAAUAUUUAUUAUCCAAAGUGAGGAUUUCAACACAUGUAUUACAGCUGAAACUUCCAAGCUCAUCCUUGAAAACUGCAAUCAAGUUUCCAAAUACAUGUUAUGGAAGUGGGGUUCUAAACAGCAGCUUUUCAACAUAGGCAGAAGUGCUUGCCUAGGGCUCAACUUCAGUAACCCAGAGCCCUCACUAGUAAUUACAGAAUGUGACUCCCCUCAGUAUUUGCUGCAGUGGCAAUGUCAUGGAAAGGCACUUAUUGAGGCAUCACAGUACAAAUUAGCAGUUGAAAACAGCAAAUUUAUUGUCGUUAAAAGAACUUCCAGCUAUGGAUGGAAAUCAUUCAUGUCACAUGAUGACCUUUGUGAACAUGCAUUUGAAGAAAUGUAUACCCUGUUGGGAAAUUCCCUUGGUUUGCCUUGUGUUUUUCCAUUUAAAUACAACAAUAAAUGGCACUAUGAAUGUAUCCAAGAUUUCAGAGAAGAUGGAUAUCCUUGGUGUGCCACAACAAGCCAAUAUGAACAAGAUGAAAAAUGGGGAUUGUGCCCAAAUUCUGGGACUGGCUGUGACAUUUUUUGGAAGAUAAAUGCAGAUACUCAGAUUUGUUACCAGAUCAAUCUUCUUUCUGUUCUCUCCUGGAAUGAGGCACGUAUUGCAUGUCAGGGACAAGGAGCAGAUUUGCUAAGUAUCACAGAUAUGAGAGAACAGACGUAUAUUGGUGGUCUAAUUGAGCAACUGAACACAAAAGAAGCCAUGCUAUGGACAGGCUUAAAUCAACUGGAUGAAACUGCUGGCUGGCAGUGGUCAGAUGGUGCACCUCUAGCUUUGGUGAACUGGCAAAUGGAUCCCAUUGACAAUUCUCUUGGGCCACCUCGUUGUAAAGCAUUUAACUUAAAAACACAAAACGAUUGGCAGAGUUACUCAUGUGAAUCUGGACUACCAUACAUAUGCAAAAAAUAUUUAAAUGCUACUGACCGUGAAGCAAUUGAUUCAUGGAAAUUUUAUCCUACUGACUGUGACAGUAAUUGGUAUCCAUAUAAUAAUUACUGCUAUAAACUUCGUAAAGAAGAAAAGACCUGGAAUGAAGCAUUUUUCUCCUGCCGGGAUGAUAAUAGCACACUCAUUAGCAUAACCUCUUUGGCUGAUACAGAGAUGCUUAUUAACCUCCUUGAAUACGAAAAUGUGACAGACACAUGGAUUGGACUAAGCAAUAAUAAGACCCCCAUUGAGUUUGAAUGGUCUGACGGAUCUGCCGUAAUCUUCACCUACUGGAAUAAACAAGAACCAAAUAUUCUUCAGCAGGAAGGACACAUUUGUGUUUCAGCUCAGCAACAUGAAGGACGCUGGAAAGUUAAAAAUUGCAAAAGCAGAUAUUUUUAUAUUUGUAAAAGAAGAGGAAAUGUGGGAAAUCCCAUUUUUGAAGUGGAAUCUGGCUGUCCAGAGGGAUGGGAAAGACAUGGUGGAUAUUGCUACAAAAUUGAUAAAAUCCCUCGAAGCUUUGGACAUGCAUCUGGUGGCUAUUAUUGUCCUUCACUUGCAACAGUAAUGAGCAGGUUUGAACAAGGUUUCCUGAACAGUAUGAUUCACAACCAAAGGAAAACUGAUAGUCCUUAUUUUUGGAUAGCACUUCAAGAUCUAAACAAUACAGGGGAAUACACUUGGCUCACUGAAGACGGAAAACAUCAUCUUGAGAUCUAUACAAAUUGGAGAAAGUAUCAACCCA